Molecule: messenger RNA, 1530 nt
Organism: Lizanozyma spartinae
Lineage: Eukaryota; Fungi; Ascomycota; Pichiomycetes; Serinales; Debaryomycetaceae
Gene: CLP1
Product: cleavage polyadenylation factor subunit
Exons: 1
Coding region: 1-1530 (509 amino acids)
Biological process (GO): tRNA splicing, via endonucleolytic cleavage and ligation
Cellular component (GO): mRNA cleavage factor complex; nucleus
Molecular function (GO): polynucleotide 5'-hydroxyl-kinase activity
Source: RefSeq, a predicted model, not a curated record
AUGUCAUUACCGGGAUUCUCUAAGGAACAUGAGGCCAAGUAUGGCGUGACCAAUACAAUCACCAUCCCGCCGAUGUCGGAAUGGAGAUUCGAAGUGCCUCACAAGAACAUAGUUAAAGUAAAGGUAACCAAAGGUAUAGGAGAGAUCUUUGGUACAGAAUUGGCUAUUGGAUACGAGUAUCAGUUUCUGGGAGUUAAAUAUGGACUUUUCGUUCCUCCACAACAAGUGGAAAACUUGGAAGAAGUCGUUACUGCCGAUGGAGAUGAGAUUGAAGGAUGCACUGUUGAGUUCACCUUAAUAGAGAACACCGACCAUUCAAGUUAUUCCUCUGAAAGUAUUCAGUUCAUUGAAUAUAUAUCUGAUGACACCGAGUCAAUGAAACAGUAUCUAUCGCUACAUUUCAUGCUUGAAUCACUAAGAGAACAGGCAAAGUUUCAACUGAUGCUCAAUCGUGUGCAACCUCAAUUGGGACCGAGAGUCUUGAUACUUGGUAAUGACAAUCUGGGUAAAACCACACUAGCCAAGAUUCUUUCAGGUUAUGCGUGGAAGGGGGGGAACGUGCCUAUAUUGGUCAACUUGGACCCUCAAGAAGGGGUCUUCUCCAUGCCUACAUCCUUAACCGCUGUCGGAGUUAGCGAUAGAUUUGAUUUGGAAAGUUGUGGAGGGUAUGGAACCACGACCACAUCCAAUGUUACGUUACAUAACCCGAAACAGCCAUUGGUCAAGAACUUUGGGUUCUUCCUGGUCGACGAGAACCCGGACUUGUACAAGCUACAGACGGAGAAGCUUUCGCUUGCGGUGUUAAGUCGGUUGAAAGAGGAUGAAGAGUGCAGAUACGGUGGGAUUAUUGUUGACACCCCAUCAUCAUUAAAGAAGAACUUGGAUCUAUUGGACACGAUUGUUAGUGACUUUGAGAUCAACGUUAUAGUUGUUCUUGACAACGAACGAGUGUUGGUUGAUUUGAAGCGUAAGUUCCAACAUAAACUCCGGGCACUCACCAUAGUUAAAGUACCAAAGAGUGGAGGAAUACUGGAUGCAGACUCCGACGGAAGAUCCAAACGAUUACAACAACAGCAAAUGGUUAGAGAAUAUUUCAAUGGUAAUUUCAAACUCUCGUUAUCACCGUUCAAGACGGAGAUAGUGAUAAAUGAUUAUGUUUUCUUUAAGGUGCUUGAGAAGGUUGAGGACUUCAACCAGUUUUUACCAUCUACGGAUUCCUUUGCUGGAGACGAUGACGAUGAAGCUGGAGGAGAUAAGGCGGAUGACAAACUGAAGGACAGCCAUGAGGACAAGUACUACAGUCUUAUCGAACUGCCUACAGAAAGUGACUUGGAGAAUUGCGUGGUAGCAGUGACCCAUUUACCGCUGGCAGGGUACACCAUCAAGGCAUUAUUGAAGGCCAGUGUCUUGGGAUACAUUCACAUAUCUAAAGUUGAUGAUGAUAAGGGGAGAGCGAAGGUGUUACUUCCCUUCCCUGGUAAUCUACAAAAGAAUGUCUUGAUAGUCACUAAGUUGAGCUACACAGAAUGA